Messenger RNA from Guyanagaster necrorhizus, 574 nucleotides. RefSeq lists its product as uncharacterized. The annotation marks the transcript as partial. The record is from RefSeq and is a predicted model, not a curated record. The transcript is spliced from 3 exons. NCBI's taxonomy places the organism in Eukaryota, Fungi, Basidiomycota, Agaricomycetes, Agaricales, Physalacriaceae.
CUUACACCAACCAGCAAGUCAAGCAAGCUCUUUCAAUCUUUUCGGGCUCAUUUCCACGGACGAUACAUCAAGUAAGCUUGGAUUCUGCAUCGCGAUUCUUGCUUUUUUCUCUAUUCUCGUAGACAUUUGGGAAUACCGCCUUACACCCACCCUUCGGGGUCUUCUUGCAGUGUAAAGCCUGACCGGCGUCUUAAAAUUGGAGACCAUGUCGCCUCGGACCCGCCAUCGUCGAGGCUCGCUGAUCAUUUAUCCUGUCCCUCAGUUACACACGUUCGGCUUUCCUCCAGUCUUGGUUACCGACAUCAAAUGAUCCUGUCGACGCCACCUCCUUCACUCAUUCCCCACGGGUGCAGAUCGACAGACAACGUUAAUCUCGAAAAACAUAUACGGACAAAAUUUCAAGUCCGCGGCGUAGGAAUUUGACUUGAUUACCUCAUGGGAGGGACGGUUGACAGCACAAGGCAGGGUCUUGGUUCGAUUCGCGCGUGAAGGAUUAAUCGAUUACUGUCGAAUCUUUGGAUAUAUCUUUUGGGGUUUACAGCAGUGCCAGUGUUCCUUCAAUAAAGAGUAUGAG